This is a messenger RNA of Malassezia vespertilionis, 1338 nucleotides long. RefSeq names its product mitochondrial processing peptidase (gene MAS1). Gene Ontology annotation, molecular function: metalloendopeptidase activity; metal ion binding. Bases 1 to 1338 code for a protein of 445 amino acids. The transcript has 3 exons. Gene Ontology annotation, cellular component: mitochondrion. NCBI's taxonomy places the organism in Eukaryota, Fungi, Basidiomycota, Malasseziomycetes, Malasseziales, Malasseziaceae. The record is from RefSeq and is a predicted model, not a curated record.
AUGACAGGCGACAUGUCUCCGUACACCUACGUGAGCACGCUCUCCAACGGUCUCACAGUUGCCACGGAGUCGAUCCCCGGUGCCCAGACUGCCACGGUUGGUGCAUGGAUUGACGCUGGUUCGCGCUCUGAGAGCAAGGCGAACAAUGGCACCGCUCACUUUCUGGAGCACAUGGCCUUCAAAGGCACCGGCACGCGCUCCCAGCAAGAGCUGGAGCUUGAGGUCGAGGACAUGGGUGCGCAUCUGAAUGCGUACACCUCGCGUGAGCAGACGGUCUACUAUGCCAAGGCAUUCCGCAACGACGUGGACAAGGCCGUCUCGAUCAUUUCUGAUAUCCUGCAGAACUCUAAACUCGACGAGACUGCCAUCGAGCGCGAGCGUGACGUGAUCCUGCGCGAGCAGGAGGAAGUGGACAAGCUCCAGGAGGAGGUUGUGUUUGACCUGCUUCACAGCGUCGCAUUCCAGACCCAAGCGCUGGGCCGCACCAUUCUGGGCCCCAAGGAAAACAUUUUGUCGAUUGAGCGCCAGGACCUUGUGAACUACAUCAAGUCCAAGUACACUGCGGACCGCAUGGUCAUUGUUGGCGCCGGCGGUAUUGACCACGGCGAGCUUGUCAAGAUGGCCGAGACGCACUUUGGCAACCUGCCCUAUUCGGAAAACCCCAUGUCGUUUGGCGAGAAGCUCUAUGAGCCUGCCAAGUUCGUCGGCUCUGAAGUCCGUGCUCGCGAUGACACUAAAGACACGGUCAAUGUCGCCGUCGCUGUCGAGGGCGCGAGCUGGAACUCCCCCGACUACUUCCCUAUGCUUGUCCUCCAGUCCGUCUUUGGCAACUGGGACCGCUCGCUCGGCGCCUCGCCGCUGCUCUCGAGCCGCCUUUCGCACAUCAUUUCCUCCAACAACCUCGCCAACUCGUUCAUGCACUUUAGUACUUCAUACUCCGACACGGGUCUCUGGGGUAUCUAUGUCGUCAGCGAGAACCUCACAAACCUUGACGACCUGAUGCACUUUAUCUUAAAGGAGUGGCAGCGUGCGACCACCGGUCUCUCGGAGGCAGAGGUUGAGCGAGCCAAGUCGCAGCUCAAGGCUUCUUUGCUGCUCGGCCUCGACGGCACCACCGCCGUUGCCGAGGACAUUGGCCGCCAAAUGGUGACUAUGGGCAAGCGCAUGACGCCGCAGGAGAUUGAGAAUGAGAUCAACAUGGUCACUGUCGACGAACUCAAGCGCGUCGCGAAGCAGUACAUCUGGGAUAACGACUUUGCGCUUGCGGCCACGGGCCGUACCGAGGGUCUUAUGGACUACAACCGCCUCCGCCGCGACAUGAAAACGCUUCUGUACUAA